Messenger RNA from Cladocopium goreaui, 1382 nucleotides. NCBI's taxonomy places the organism in Eukaryota, Dinophyceae, Suessiales, Symbiodiniaceae. The record is from the annotation of a GenBank genome assembly.
UCUCCGAACUUGGUGACGCAGUCUGAUACAUCAAAAGUGAGUUUGGCGGGGCUCGGCCGACUCAGUUGGGCCUCACUCCAGGAAGCAAAUGAUAGCUGUUGCAUGCCCCCAAAGGUCCCAGUGAAAACCUGGGCUCGGGGCAGUAACAGGUGGAAGAAAAAUGACGAAACGUGGGGUCCGACAGAGGUAAGAGAUGAUGCCCGAGAUGAUCAGAAAUUACAAGUCAUCAGUGUUGCAAUAGGAGUGUCAACGGUACACAUGUUCUCUAAGUUUGCUUUUAAUACUAGAUACUUCUCUGCGCAUUUGGACCGGAAGCCUAAAGAUGAUUAGACUUAGACCAAACGAGCUUCGAUUUGAUCGAAUUGACUUCAGUUUGGAUCAUCAAGUUCAAUUCUAAGCAAUUCUAAAGCUUCUAAAAAAUAUUCAAGAAAAACAUGGGGGGAGGACACCAGUGGGACUGUCUUGCUGCUUCGUGCUGCAGCCGCCGCGGCGGAUUUUUCUUGCCAUCAGUCGUCUUUCUCUAGACACUGAAACUCUGGCAUGUUUGGCAUUGCUCAAGUAGGCUGAGGGUUUGCGUGCCUUUGCACGCCUCAGCCAUGUGCAAGGAAGGCUGGCAGCAUCCUUUGAGCCUUGAAGAGGUCCGCCAAGCGGCUGACAACGAAGAGGCAUGGGCGGCGAAGGCCUUGGAUCAGCUGCGGAGACUUGAGCGCUGUGCUCACAACCCAGCGAAAUUGCAUUUGUCGUACUGUGCCUGGCUUCACCGCAUUGCAUCGCAGCAGGGCCGGCAGCGCUAUGCGGAUCCAGCGACGGGGCUGGGUGUUUUUACUGCGACUGCCUUGAAGACAAUGGCCUGUUGCGGUUUUCAUUGCCGCCAUUGUCCACACGGCCAAGGACCAGGCGGUCAGCUAUCGCCUGAAGAGAAGCUGGUUUUGCUGGACUGGUGAGUUAAGGUUUUUAUCCGUUGUUCCAAGUUGCACAAAAAGAUGCAACCAUCAGGGUCAAGUACCAUAAACUUGCACAGAUCAUUCCGUCCACAAUAUUCCCAUUGUUUUUGCCAAAAAACGAAUAUUUUCCAUGAUUCUUGUGGAUUCCGAACCUGAAGCACAAAAGGAAAGACAGGCAAGUGAGGGGAACAAUCCGAGCUGGAUGCAAGUCCAUGAAUCGGAGGAACCCGGUGUCCAGUUUAUUGUCGUCUCAGUAAGUCGGACUCAUUUAGAAUGAUGCUGCCAGCCCAACCCUGCAAAUCUGGCUUUUCCUGGCAGAUCCCAAUUGGUGAGAGUUUGAAGGUUCACUACUUCCAGGGAACUCGAGAAGCGUUGCUUUCAAUAUCCUCACCCUUGGCGAUGACCAAUGAAUCGAGGGAAGAAGUGGAAAUGUUUAAA